UUCUUCCCUCCCUUCCCCCCCCACCCCCCACAUCCCUUUUAGAGCUCUUAGUACCUUUACAUCUCUCUUUCCUCUAUCGUCCUUUCAUGGUGCGAGUAGGACUCCCAUGGUUAUAGCUCGUGUCUAAACUCAAUUCACAGUUGAACGCCUAGGGGGGAAGCAAUCAGGCCUACCCACUGCGUAUAGAUGUAUGUACAUACUUACCACCAACGAUGUUCAUGACUGUCACAAUAAUAACCUAGCCUCUAGACUCAUUCAGAUCCUAAUCCACUGGACCCGUCCGUUCCUUUCUACCGGUGUCUUUUCCCUUGUCUUCACGCCGGUCGCAUUCCACAUCACUUUUCCCUUCUCACACACACUCCCAACAUCAUGGCUUCCCUGAAUGAAGGAGUCUUGCCUUUGGAUGCAGAUGCGUUAAAUCGGCACAAUGAUGAACUCAAUGGCCGGCAAUCACAAGGCAGUUUAAUGAAGGCGUCCAUGGGAACAGAAUGGUUUAAGUUUUUCGGAGGUGGACAAAAAAAGGUUACACGAGAUGGUCAACCACCAAAACGACGGGGCCCUAAACCAGAUAGUAAGCCGGCCCUUACAAGGCGCCAGGAAUUGAAUCGUCAGGCGCAAAGGACACAUCGCGAACGCAAGGAACAGUAUAUGCGAGCGCUAGAGACUGAAGUCUCGCGAUUACGAGAGGCCUACACAGAAGAGAUAUCUGCGGCGAAUUUGACUGUCCACAAACAUCGAGAGAGGGUCCAAUCAUUAUCCGAGGAGAACAACAUAUUGAAAGAAAUUCUAGCCGCACAUGGCAUCAACUAUGAAGCGGAGGUGGCACGUCGCAAAGCAGAACGCACGAGUCCAAUAAACGCAACGUAUCAGUCUAGUCCUUUUGCCAGUAGCAGUGUUGGAUCGCAGCCUGCAGCUGCCGCGCAGUCAGCGCCAUCAACUCACCACGCUUACACGACGCCACCCACGACCAUAUCAGCCCCGUCUUCUAGUCUAAGUCCUAUUGUAAACGGGAUAGAACACAUCGACGUCUCACCAACUCAAGAGUUAUCGCCUCAGCAUAAAACUUACAGCGCUGCUCCCUGCGAUGCCUUGGCAACUCUUGACUGGAUAGCACCAGCGAGUCGCCAGCCUAAUCAGCCACCGGGUAUCUUUGAGAAUGAUCCUCAACUGCAAAUUGACUUUAUUCUGACGCUGGAAUCACCAUGUCGCGAACAUACCGACUACCUUUGUCGAAGAUCUAUUACCGAGGCCGAUGACGAGAAUAUGCCUUUCUCCGGACACGCAUUAAUGGCUUCCUGUCCGCCACCCAGUUACAUUGCCAACACAACCCACGAACAAGCCUACCCACAUCAGACAUAUGAUCUGCCACAUGCCAAUCUGACAACACUGCUCAACCUGAGUCGACAGCUUGUGACCGAUGGCCAAAUUACACCAAUCAUGGCCCUCCAAUGGUUAAAAAACCAUGAAAUGUAUCGCUCGUUGACCAGAGAUGACAUAAAGGUUGUAAUCGAGACGCUCAACACCAAAGUUAGGUGUUAUGGGUUUGGAGCGGUGGUGGAAGACUUCGAGCUUAUGGACUGUCUGAGCAGUGUCAUCGGGUCCAGGGUCGACAUGGGAUUCUCCCGCGCCGGCGAUGACACGCUGUAUUCAUAAUACCAUGACAUGAGGAGUUAUAGUGCUUUUACCCCAGGCUUUGGGUGGGUGGUGGGGGUGUAUAUAGAAGCUUCGUGAACAUUGUUUUCUUUCGGCUACGAUUUGCCGAUGCAUUGAUGUGGCACCUUGGUGUAUAUCAUCCUUCUGUUGUUUGUCUCUCGGCGCUGGCUGAGAAU
Molecule: messenger RNA, 1829 nt
Organism: Aspergillus pseudotamarii
Lineage: Eukaryota; Fungi; Ascomycota; Eurotiomycetes; Eurotiales; Aspergillaceae
Gene: flbB
Product: protein flbB
Exons: 6
Coding region: 370-1653 (427 amino acids)
Cellular component (GO): RNA polymerase II transcription regulator complex
Molecular function (GO): transcription cis-regulatory region binding; DNA-binding transcription activator activity, RNA polymerase II-specific
Source: RefSeq, a predicted model, not a curated record